Molecule: messenger RNA, 4738 nt
Organism: Hylaeus anthracinus
Lineage: Eukaryota; Metazoa; Arthropoda; Insecta; Hymenoptera; Colletidae
Product: Krueppel-like factor 8
Exons: 4
Coding region: 2130-3641 (503 amino acids)
Biological process (GO): regulation of transcription by RNA polymerase II
Molecular function (GO): RNA polymerase II cis-regulatory region sequence-specific DNA binding; DNA-binding transcription factor activity, RNA polymerase II-specific
Source: RefSeq, a predicted model, not a curated record
CACGCGUUCACGCAUGCGCGUACGCGAUACCGGGGGCACCAAAUCGCGUCACGAGCACCAGUUGCAUUCGCCACCCUUGCCUCUACCACUACUACCACCUUUUCUCCACCUCCGCCACCGUCCGUCGAACCACCACCACCGCUUGCCGUCACCUUCGUCGCCGCCGUCGUCGUCGCCGCCACCACCAUUGCUACUGCUACCACCACCACCGUCACCAUCGCCACCACCACCGCCGUUGCUGGUUCUCCAUCGGUACUUUCCAGCGUAUCUACUCCCCCGAUACCAUUCGCCUCCCCCGCGACUCCUACUGCUCUUCGCUAUUUCGCGCGUUCUCUUCUUCCCGCGUUGUUGCUCUUUCACAUUCGUCCUCGCAGUCGCCCCGACGAAAAGAGACCGACGACGCGUCGUCACCACCGAGAAACGUUCCUCGUCCUCGACGAUCGGCAUCCAUGCGCGUUUCUAAUUCGUCGUCUUCGCUGUGCUUCCCUCGAGAUCGUUUCGAUUUCAAAGCCACCCUCCGAUUCUCGAAGAUCGUUCGGCCCGAGCCUCGACUCCUCUCCUCCUUCGACUCCACCUCCACCGCCACCUCCGUCUCCUCCCCCUGCUCUUUGUCCUCCCUCUUCCAACUCGCCGCGUUCUCCACCUCUUCCUCUUCCUCGUUUCGCGUAUCGCGACCAAGAGUGUCCGGUUGUCAUGCGUCGACGGUGCUCGCGAUAAGGCGCGACCGUAUCGGAGUUGUCGCCGAUUCGCCGCGAUCGACCUGUCUCUCGAUCGUUUCGUGUCUUUUCGUCCCGGCGAGUUGCGCGGUCAGUGAUUUUCGAGACUAUAAGUGCGACGAUCCAGACGUUAAUAUAAAUUGUUUAUCGUCCUUUGUUCGUCGACUUUUACGUUGUGCGAAGUCGUACAUUGUUCGGUUAGCCGUGUGUUCCUUGGGAUACUCGUACGUCCAAGUGUCGCUGACGAAAGGAUAGAAGAGCUUCGAACAGCGGAAACCUCGAAUCGCGAGCGAUCUCGACGACGGAGCAACACCGAGGAUUCGAUACGGAACGCUCGCCGUCGGCGAAGUCGUCGGAUCGCGGAUAACGUUCCAUGUCUGGCUGUCGUAGCGAAUCCUGCCGCUGUACCCUGGCGUCGCAUCGACAGCGGCAGGUCAACCGCGUCAUCUUUCUGCUCGAACGUUUCCCAAAAGCACGAGAAUCAACGCGAACAAGGAGGAUCGAUCUACCAAGCUGGUCCUGGAGAACAGGACAAAGCGCCGCGAGGGUUACCGCGAAGUAUAAGAAGCACCCGGAAUGAAGCCGCGAGUUUCUUAAUUACGCGAGAAGGAUCAGUUACGCCGGGAACAUGGAAUUCGGUUGGAGCAUGCGAAACGACGGCUGGUUGUCUUCGAUGUGCACGAAUAAAAUAGAGAUACAGCCAUCGUCUUCCGUUCGUGCGAGUUGAGAGAAGAAGAAAGAAGCAGGGUGCGAUGAUAUCCGCGUACGAGUACUAAGAAACCGUGUACGCGCGUGUCAUUCUCUUCGAAACGAGUGGAAGAUCGCGAAAGAUGGUCUCGGACUUGGUCGCCGGCAAAAGUCGUCCGUUUUGUUGGUUUGCCCUUCGAAUCGGCCGAACAGAAUCUCGCGGUAUCACGUCGCGCUAAAUAACGACGACGAACCGAAACCCGCCGCGGAGCAUGAUCCCCCAGGAAGAACGGCGAACGAGCGCAUUUAUUUCGUCCCACCUCAGGAUUUCGGAAUCGAGGAAUCGGAACGGACACCCAAAGAGCGAUCCCCGUGUCGUAGCAUUCGAGAAUCGGUGACGAGAGUACAGGGAUCGCGAUCUUCGAAUUUCAACGAUUCAGCGAGAGUUCGUUUGCGUGACCUCGAUUUAGGAAGAAGGUUACGUAGAAUUGUCGCGGACGAAUGACUUACAGCGACGACGUAGUCAAAGACGUCCGGUCUGAGACAGGAUAAGUGCCGAUCCUCGAGGGGUCGACGCGAAAAGAAAGAAAGGACGAAAAGAGAGAAGAGGUCGAUAAUAGAAAAUCUAGGGGGGAGGAAGGGUGCAUCGGCGUUGCCGAUCGGCGAAAUCGGUCGUCCCGUAUUUCGAGUGACAGGUACACGAAGGGGGUGUCGGUCGCAGAUUGGAUGGUUCCGCGGGGGUUAACCCUUGGGAGGUCGAUUUGGGAGCAGCCAGAGCCGGAGCAGCAACGUUUCUACGACUCUCCGCCACCACGGAUGGACGUGAGCGUGUGCUGCUUGCCCGCCAGUGCCGGCUCGGGGGCCCAGCACCCUCAUCCAGUAAGUUUGCCUUCCGGCGGACAGCCGACGAUUCAGCCACCCUAUCAGUAUGCCGAUCAGAUAGUGCCGGAUCGGGGUCAGCCCGACGGAUUGCCGGUACUUGGUUGCACGGGCCAGGACAACUGGCAGCAGAUCUCAUCCGCGUCCAGCGUCGCCGGGGCUGUCACCGCCACUACCACCACCUACAUCGAUUACUCUUGGCUGCAGAUGCAGCAGACGUCGGACCUGGAUACGCUGCUGUGUAGACAGGACCUCGACCGGCUGCAGAAACUCGACGAAGAUGACCCGGAGAAAGACACGAGGGAGUCCUCGAUGCAGAUGGAGGAUUUCUUCGAAGUCGGGGGGCCGGUGUGUCGGCCGCAGGCGAGUUUCGUUUCGGCGAGAAGUCAACCAGCUGGCAACGACGACGACGUGUUCCUCAGGCCUCCGCUCUGGGAGGACAUCACCUCGAGUAUUCAGAAGCUGGACCCCGAGAACGCGGACAUGCUGGGCUCGCAGUCGCACGUCAAGAUGGAAACCGACGACGUCGCGUCGCCGGUGCUCUCGCCAGUCGAGAUCAAAACCGAGCCGCUGCCACCGCCUCCGACAUUGCACCUUCUCGAGGCACCCGCCUCCAACCCCGUGCAGACGUUCUCGAACGGCCACCAGAACCCGCCGACCGUUCCUCAAGUCGUUCAUCAUCGAACCACCACGCCCGCCUUCAAAACCUUCCCUUCGAACAACAACAACAACAACAACAAUAUAAAUAACAACAACAACAACAACAAUAGUACCAAUAAUAACAAUAACAACAGUAGUAAUAAUAACAACAACGACACGACGUCGAAUCACCACGGUGGCGGGAACCAGGUCGGUGGCAGCGCGACGUCGCCCCUCUACGGCUCGAUGACCAGGUUGAUGUACAUUUCCCCGCUGACGCCGCCGAUUUCCGACCCUGGCUCGCCGAUCGGGGCCCCACCGAGGCGGACGCCGCCUCCCCCUUAUCCCCAGCCCUCCAUCAUGAAUCCUGCUCACAGGAUGCAGCAUCCAUCCAUCAACACCAAAUUCAACAGGCGAAACAACCCAGAGCUCGAGAAGCGACGCGUCCACCAUUGUGAUUUCAUAGGUUGUACAAAGGUCUACACAAAGAGUUCUCACCUGAAGGCGCACCAGCGGAUACACACAGGUGAAAAACCGUACCAGUGCCAGUGGCCAGAAUGCGAAUGGCGGUUCGCCAGAAGCGACGAGUUGACUCGUCACUAUCGAAAGCACACCGGGGCGAAGCCUUUCAAGUGCGCCGUGUGCGAGCGUUCGUUCGCCAGAAGCGACCACCUCGCCCUGCACAUGAAGCGGCAUCUCCCGAAGCAGCACGCCAAGUGACCGCGUAACCACGCGUCCAAGUCUCCGGCGUCGAGCGUCUCCUCGACCGCGUCGAACUCACCGAGCGUUUUCGCGCGCGACACGGCCCGAGAGGAGAUCCGACCGUUCAGCGUCGUUUUCUAAAACUCGGCCUCGAGUUUCCGGACGAGCACCGCGCUGAUUUCGAACACGUCCCGCACGUUCGUUUCUCGGCCCUCGGAUAUCGUUCGACGACGUACGAAUGUUGUUUCGCAGCUUGUUCUCGCAAAAAGGAGAAUCGCCGAAUAAAAAACCGGCGCCACUGCCAAACGAUCCCGUCGUUAACCUUAACGAACCGAGAGAUCGUCGAUGAAUCUUCGUAGUCUCGAUUGCUACAUUCGCACGGAGAUGGGCGAAAUUCCUAUCCGGACACAAAUCUCGAAUAAAGCGAUAAACAGCUUUCGACGCGUUGUUUGUCCGAUCGAAAUUAGAAAGUAUACGAUACGAUCAAACGUGCGGCAGCUUACGUCGAUAACCGUUGUGUUAGGUGGCUGUGUCGUUAUUACGCGUUUCGACCGUGAUGUUUCGCGAUGCGAUGGAGAUGGAGAUACUUUUAAAAACGUUCCAACGCUGUUACGAUAGAAUAUAGCAAAAGUUUGACAGAUUGUAACGUACAGGAAUACGUCAAAGGAAAAAGUAAUUGCUAUAUCAGAUAUUUAACGCUCUCGCUGCCGACGAAAAUAAGUAGCCGUUCGCUGGGAGCUGCAAUUAUGAUAAUUUUUUUUAAUGAAAAAUUUCUCACAAAUGUUCCAAUAUGAUUAUUAGACUGCGGAUCUUUGUUCAUUUAUAGGAAAUUUGAAUGUACAAGAAACUACAAAAUGGAAACGAUAUGCAAGAAUAUAAAAAAAAUCGAAAGCAAAGUUCGUGUUAUGAUAUUCGCAGAAUACAAUAAUUUCCUCUUUAGGUUCAAUUUUUGUAGGCACGUUCGCCAAGAUUUUAUUUUACGUAAAGAUCCGCAGUCCAAUGAUUAUUUUGAAAAACAUAUAUUUGUGGUAACUUAUUUUAUAUAGAAUACGAUUGCCGAACAAAAAGAAUUAAAUAUGUUUUCGAAAUUUAUUAUUUUUUAUGAUCAUUUCUGA